GCGACGGCGGCGGGGAAGCGCCGCGCGGCCAGCGGGCGGUGAAGCCGCUUCCGCCGUCGCGGCCCGUCCAGCAGUAAAAAUGGCGGAGUCGGUGCUGGAAGUUGUGGGCAAGCUGCAGUCGCGACUGGCGGGCAGCUCGGAGCCGAAGAAGCUGCUGAAAAGUCUGAAGAGGCUGUCUGAGUUGCCCAUCACAGUUGACAUUCUUGUGGAGACGGGUGUCGGGAAGACUGUGAAUGGCUUACGGAAACAUGAGCUCGUUGGAGACUUUGCAAAGAACCUCGUAGCCAGGUGGAAGAAGCUGGUGCCAGUUUCCCAAGAGGCAGACAGAAAUAAUCUAGAUUCUGAAGACCGUGACUACGAGAGGAGCAGCUCAAGGAAAAGACAACGAGAUGCUUCCCCUAGAGAGGAUGAGGAACCUGACCAGGACUAUUCAGAGCCUUUCCAGCCUUCGUGCAGCCAGCCCUAUAGUCCAAAUAAUAGGGAAAAGAAGCCCAAGAGGUAUUCUGGGUCUGAGAGAGCCCAUCAGACUUAUGGCUAUAGCAGCCAAGAGGGUAAGGGUUGGGGCAGAUCUUCCCCAGUGCUCUCCUCGGAUCAGGAGUACUCGGACUAUGGACAAGCUGUGUCACCUGAGCCAAGUGAGAGCCCUCAGGAUAUGUACACGGACCCUUAUGCCUCUGAGGAGCAGGAAGAACAGACAGUAUUUCAUCGGAAAGCCAGCAAAGGCCACAGCUUUCAGGAUAAGGUGGGAGGAAGCCAGGAGAGGAAUCCUGGUGAGUUCCACAACAAAAGGAACCCGAGUCGAAGCAAAGAGCACAAGUCUUCUCACAAAGAGAAGCAGCGACUUGAUGGCAGAGGGGAAGACAGGACCUCUGCCUCCAGCCCUGAAAGAUUGCACAAGACCUCUCUAAAAGAGCAGCUCCGAGAAGCCCCAGUGGCAGGGGGCAGCAAGGAGAAGCAGAGGAUGUCAGAUAGCACCAAGAAGGAGAAGAACCGGGAAAGUGCUAACUCCAAAAAGGAGAAGUUGCACAUGCAGCCACACUUGGAAGAGUCUCUGGACAACCAUGUUAAGAAGCAAAAACAUCGGGACUCUGAGAAAAGCAGAUUAGAAAAAUCCAAGCUGAGCCUGGAGACCUCUACCACAGAGCGGGAGAAACGGAAAGCUGAGAGUGACUCCUCAAAUAGGAGUAAAGAAAAGGGGAUUUCUGGGAGCUUAAAAACUUCAGAGGGGAAACACAAGGCCUCUGAUGUGGACAAAAAAUCUGUGGGUUUUUCCUCAAGUUUUGGGGAGGGAGAAGUGGAGGAUGAAUUUGAGCAACCUACAAUGUCCUUUGAGUCUUACCUCAGCUACGACCAGCCACAGAAAAAGAAAAAGAAAGUGGCCAAACCCGCCGUGUCAGUUGGGGAGAAAGAUCGAGGGCACAGCAAGCAGAAUGGAUCCAAAGCCAGUACCAAGAGCUCAAGCUCAAGUCGAAAGAGCCCGAGCCACAAGCGGACAAGUGAGAAAAAGGCAGAGAAGAAACUAUCGGAGCCUCUUAAACCAAACAGGAUACUUAUAGAUGUGGUGCCAACGUUACCAGACAUCCCACUGCCCCCGAUCCAGGCCAACUACCGCCCUCUUCCCUCAAUUGAGUCCAUCACCUGCUCCCAGACGAAAAGGAAAGCAGUGUCCUCACCAGUUGAAGAGAGCGAGGCUGGUUUUACAGGCCGCAGAUUGAAUUCAAAGAUGCAAGUGUAUUCGGGCUCUAAAACUGCCUACCUCCCAAAGAUGAUGUCUCUGUAUGAGCAGUGUAUCAGAGUCCUCAGUAACAACAUUGACUCAAUCUAUGAAGUGGGUGGUGUUCCUUUCUCGGUGCUGGAGCCUGUGUUGGAGAGAUGCACCCCAGAGCAGCUGUAUCGCAUUGAGGAAUGUAAUCAUGUCUUAAUUGAGGACACGGAUCAACUGUGGCACAAUCAUUGUCUCCGAGACUUCAAGAACGAGAAGCCAGAAGAGUUUGAAUCCUGGCGGGAAAUGUACCUUCGACUUCACGAUGCACGAGAGCAGCGGCUGCUCAUGUUAGCACGGAACAUCGGCUCAGCUCAUGCCAACAAACCCAAAGGCAGAGUGGCCAAGAUGGCAUUUGUGAACUCUGCAGCAAAGCCCCCUCGGGAUGUACGGAGAAGACAGGAGAAGUUUGGAACUGGAGGACCUCUUCUGCCAGAGAAGACCAAAAUAAAACCAGUCCUUUACACAUCUAGCAAAAGCCAUUCUCGUAUGAACGAGGAACAGUCCUAUGAUGGGCCCAGCACCAGCAGUGCCCAUUCUGUCCCAUCAUCAGGUAGCACCUUCUCCUCCUAUGACCCCAGGAAACCACCAGUGAAGAAAAUUGCACCCAUGAUGGCAAAGACGAUCAAAGCUUUCAAAAACAGGUUCUCUCGAAGAUAAGCUUGCAGCACAGAGCUGGGAAUUUCCCUCUCACAAGGAAGUGGCACUGAAGGGGGAGAAGGUACCCAAAUAGCCCAGGUCCUUUCCUUGGAACUCUGCGGAGGCUGCAGCUGCUGGGAGAGGCUUCAGUCUGCACAAGAUGACAGCACAGUAUUUUAUCUUUUAUUCUGGUCCUUUUAUCUGUGUCAAGCCCCUUCUCCCUCCCCUUCACACUUAAAAUCCUGUUUCUGGCCUUGUCUUAUGUCAAAAGAAGGGUGUACAGAAUCUCCAGACAUGAGAAAAUGUGAAGUCUUAGCACCUGCUGAGAGUGGAAGAUCCAGAGACUAUUUACUAUUUAACCUCUUAAUAAAUUAUAAAAUAGUUUUAACUAAUAUUUCCCCCUUCUUUUCCCCCACUGAUACUAUUUAUGUCGCUCCCAGUAUUCUCCUCCCUCCCAUUCCACUACAAGGGCCAGCCUUCUCUAUGACUCAAUUUGGUAGGAGUCUGUCUGAGCAGAUGCUGGUUAUCAAGGGAGUCUUUCCUUGUGAUCUGGUACCUGCUGGGCCCAAAGUCACACCUGGACUCUCUGGGACAGGUGAUACUGCUGACCUGUCUGCUCAUCAGUCCAUUGGCAAGUGCAUCGAGUCCUGAGGCUUUGCUCUCUACUUGUGUAUGUUAAUAAAAUCUUAGCUCUCUACCUUCUCUCUGCUGUUUCUGUAGAUCUUGUACAGAUGCUUGUGUUGUGCAGGGAUGCCAGGAGCCUUUGGGGACUUUCUCUGCUGCUGUUGUCUUCUGCUGGCUACUGGGAAUAAAACUAUGAGGGUUUGGGGGAGAAAUUUUACUGUGCUCCAAUGAACAUUUUAAAUUUUUCUUGUUUGUUUUUCUUUCUUUUUUUCUCUUUUUUUUUUUUUGAGGGAGGGAACUUAGUUUUGUCUGCCUCUAGAACUGAAAACAGUUUUUAAAUAUCAAUGAAGGUAUCAGUUUGACUGUUUUAGUGGAAAGAAGGAAUACUUUUAUCUUGUUUUCUGCAUGGAUUUGGGAAGGAUUUAUUUCCAGUUUGGAAGCUGGUACUUGAAUCCUGUCCUUUCCCUCUGCCCCCUCUUUGGAAGAAGCAAGUAUUUUCAUAUUUGAACCUGAAACCACUUGACUGAGGGUGAAGGGAAGUAAAUAAUGGAACAUUUUGUUUUUAAUAUGUGCAUACUUCCUAGCAGAAGUUCAAAACACUUGGUUAUAUGUGGUAUCUGAGGAACUGGAGCUCUGGAAGGACAGUGUAAGAGGUGACUUAACUGAACUUGCUGGGCUUGGCUGAACUGUGACAAGGUGCCUUGGAGCACAGCUCCUCUCAAAGUGUGGGAGGGUACUGGAAGUUCAGGUGUUAGAUGUGUGAUUUCAGGUGGACUUACUGUGGCUGCAGCAGAGACAGAAGAGAUGCCUGUUACUAGGCACUUGCAGCUAAGUGUGAAGCCUUGUGGUGAGCAUUUCUGUUUAUGGAUUAAAUCUGACUUGAUAGCAAACUUACAUGGAGGUAGUGCAAGUGGAGGUUGGAGUGGUUAGACCCAGGUCAUGCAGGGAGGGAGCCGGCCUCUGUGAUGGCUCUGACCUCUGAGUGGAUCACAAAAAGAGAGAAGGGUGCCUGUUCCAAGCCAUAUUUGUUCCCCUAGGACCUUGUCUGUGUGGAAAAGGUGCUGGCAGUGGAUAUUGUUCUUGGUGGCAGCUCUUGAACCUCUGCCUCUGGCUUUUCAGGCCUGGAAAAUGCUGAAAAAGUAGAGUUGUCUCUAUGUGCUGACCAGGGGAAACCUUCCUGGAGGGCUUUAGAAAAAUCCCUGUAUGCUUUUGGUUUCUCUCUCUCUUUUUUUUUUUCCUUUCUUCUCUCUCUCUCUUUUUUAAUCCCAAAUUGCUCUUUUAUUUGGUCUGUUUGCUUCUUAUUUUGAAGGUUUUGGAAAAGUGUUCUCAGUUUCUUGUGCUGUAAGUUUGUUACAGUCCCAAAUGCUUUAAUGUUACCGUGCAGCAUUUCAGUGUGUUUUGUGCUGUAAAAUAAUGGCUCCUUACUCUUGCAUUUUGCUGUAUUUAAUUUUGCUGUAUUUUUAAUUAGAUAACAAUAUAUUAUCUUCUGCUGACUGUUGUGCUACCAUUUAUUUCUGCUUUGUACUUGGGGUAGGGGCAGAGGGGAGGGAAGUCUAGCAUUGCAUUCAUGCCCCAGUGGAGCAAAGGAUCUGGAUGAAGCCCAAGAACAAUCUCGGGCACUACUAAAUUGCCGCUUAAUUAAUAUGACAGUUAAAUACGCUGAUGUGGGUACAGCCCAAAGCAUUGCUGUUACUUGGUGUACCUUCCCACUCAAAGCAGUCCCUUUGCUCAAGGCUUUGCCGACUGUGUCAGUAUUUUAGCUUAGCUGGAUUGUGGGAGGGGGCUGUGGAGAGGAUCAGACAUGACAGUGUCUGAAUUAACUCUGCUCUCUGAGGAGUCAUGCCAACAUCUCUCCCUUCCCUCUCCCUCCUCCUGCUCAGACACUGGAGCCACGCAGCCAGAAGAAUGUGAGCAUCAGUCCUCAGCAGGGAAGGGAAGAGGGAUACGGCCACGAGACACAGGCUAAGCAAAGCCUAGGGUAAAAGCGCUUGCCCCGCUCUCAGCCUCUCAGUGCCCAGGGUGUUACACUUGCGCAAUUCUUCUGUGCUACACUACACCCGAAGGAACUAAACAGAGCUGCCUCUUCCCCCUUACAGCUCUGCUGCUGGUGGGAUGGGUAACAGGGGCAGGAGGGGGAGUGACUUCGACUUGCCAUUUGUAUUUUGGUCUCCAACUAUGUAUAUACAAUUUUCUAUGUUCCUUUUUUUUGUGGUAACUAAGAUGAAUAUUUUAAUUAGAUAAGUUAUAUGAAAAGAAGAAAAUCACGUCUCAAUAAAAGGCAAACACUGGA
Molecule: messenger RNA, 5315 nt
Organism: Rhea pennata
Lineage: Eukaryota; Metazoa; Chordata; Aves; Rheiformes; Rheidae
Gene: ELOA
Product: elongin A
Exons: 11
Coding region: 80-2422 (780 amino acids)
Biological process (GO): transcription elongation by RNA polymerase II
Cellular component (GO): elongin complex; nucleus
Molecular function (GO): protein binding
Source: RefSeq, a predicted model, not a curated record